UCCAUGGUACUAUAACAGAAUCCUUUAUCUUCCGUAGAAGGUCAGCUUCCUUCUUAGCUGUCCGUUGAUGGUAGAAGUGAUAUUUCUAGAAAUAUUCGGCUUUUUGCAUUCAGUAGAUAUUCUUAUAUAGUUACGAGUUAAUGAUAUAGAUUUAAUAAUAUACCGAUAUACGUGCGUAACAAGUAAAGAUGUUCAGCUUGAUAUAAAAUACAGUACAAAUAUGGGCUCAAUUUUAAAUAGUUGUACAUUAUUGUAUUGCAGAACCUAGUGGUGUGCAACGUUUUAAGUAAUUUUGUUAAAACUUCCAGUGAAUUAUACACACACAUAAGAUAUAUAUAUAUAUACAUAUAUAUAUAUAUAUAUAUAUCUUUAUACUGUGAUAGUCAUAACUGUAUGAUUAAAAAAAAUAAUCGUUUUAUUUUAUAAAUUUACAAAAUAUCAAUUAUUAUUGAUAAUGUUUGAGUGGGCUUAUGAUGGUGUUAACAGUUCUAUACCAAGGAAUGUUGGUCCAGAAUGUGCAUAUUACUUAAGUACAAAAAGAAAAAUAAUUGAAACAGCUUUUGUAUCUAUAUUUAUUAUAUCAUUUUGGGUAUGGGGUUUUAAAAAAAUAACAUUACCGAAGAGAUUACCAUAUAUUAAUCAAGAUAGACUUGGUAAAAAAGUUUUAUUAAUUAUUAUGUCUAUGGUCCUGGGUGUAGAAAUUGGUUUUAAAUUUACAAGUCGUACCAUUAUUUAUUUGUUAAAUCCUUGUCAUAUUACUACUGCUAUGCAGAUAUAUCUAUUAGCAGCAGAUCCAAGUCCUAUGGUAACAAGUAUCUUCCGAAUACAUAUGAAUCUUAUGAAUGGUCCUGUGCUGGCAUUUUUAUUCCCAGAAACAGAAUCUCGAAGAAUAUUUCCAGAUAAAGCGGUAUACUAUAUUCAACAUGGUUUAAUGUUAGUAAUACCUUAUUACUUAUUAAGAAUUGGAGGAGUAUAUAAUGUUGAACCUUUGUCAGAUUUGAACUGGUCAAUUUUAAGUUAUGGUUUUAAUCUAGCAUACCAUUUCUGGAUUUUGCAACUUAUUGCUUUGCCUGUACAAGUGAAUCUCAGCCAUAUGUUAUGUUCAGCAGUCUUAGAUCCAUUUGAGGGACAAAAUUAUAGAAUGGGCGCAUUUGUACAUCAGGGAUUAUUGUGCCCUUUUUUGUCUAAAUUAUUAUGCUAUUUAUAUGAUUAUUUGUUGACUAAAUGUCCUAUAACAAAAGUUAAGCCAUCUCUUGAAGUUGCAUUAUCAAGGAGAAAGUAUGAAGAUGGAAAUAAUAAACAAGUGUCAAAUAAAUUAGAAAAUGGACAUACUCACUUAGAGUAGUUGAAUCUCUAAAAUUUAAUGUAAUUCAUAUAUACGAAUCUUUUGUAAUAACAAAAGUAGUAUUUCCUGGUCAUGUAAUAAUUAGUGAUAACAAAUGAUCUUUGUGUGAUCUUAGUGAUACACAAUGUAUAUGUAUUUAAGUAGCAUGCCUAUUAAUUUUUCAAAUAUUCAUAUUUGUUUUAAGUACUUAUGAAGAAUUAUGCAUAAAUACUAAUCAUAAUAGGAAUUAAUUAAGGAAAGAAUACGGCAGCAAUAAAGGUAGAUAGUACAUUAAUGUUUCAAGAGCUUUUUUAUAAUUAUAGCAUUAUUGAUGACAUAAGAAGAAAAUUUACAAACUAAAAUAUUUCUAUACUAAAUAUAAAUGAAUAAAUUACUUUUAAAAAAGAUGUUUUAUUAGAAAUAUACCGUAAAUAAAGCAAAUUGAUAUCGUAUAAAGAACUAUAUCAAAUAUUAACAGUACCAUAAAGUAUAAUUAUAUAAAAAAAGGACAUAAUGUCUUUAAAGAUCUUCUAUUUUUGACAGCUGUUCUUUAAUGAUUUAUUUUACAUAAUUUAUUUACUUUUCAAUAUUCAGGUUUAAAUGAUAUAUUAUAAAGAAUGAUAAUGUAUAGUAGCAUAAUAGCAUGAUUACAAAAAAAAAAAAAAAAAAAAAAAUCUGUUACAAUAUUGUUAAAAUUUAUAAAUACACUUUUAUGGCCUGAAUUUAUUAUGAUGGCCUCUAAUGUACUUCUGCUAGAGAGAGAUGCAAAUGAGUAGAUAAUGUGUGUUUAUAUAUUAUAUUUUAUAUUUAAAUUAAACUUUUUUUAGUGUACUGUUCUAAGGUAGGAAUAUCUACAAAAUGGGAUAUCUAAAAAACAUAAUUUCAAAAAUCAGUUAUCUGGGUGUUAUAUAAAUAGUAUAAAAACAGAAAUAUGAGAGAUUAUUAGUAAUUAUAUCCUAUAUGAAUGUAAAGAUAAAAUAAACUGAUUCAGUGGGAUAGCUGUAUUAUUUUUUCUUAUAA
Messenger RNA from Vespa mandarinia (Asian giant hornet), 2344 nucleotides. Its product is annotated as transmembrane protein 164. The record is from RefSeq and is a predicted model, not a curated record. NCBI's taxonomy places the organism in Eukaryota, Metazoa, Arthropoda, Insecta, Hymenoptera, Vespidae.